UAAAAAAAAAUCAUUAAAAAUAUGUCGCAAAAUUUAAAAUUUCUUUUGGUCGCAGUUUGCCUUUUGGCAGCAGCUUAUAAAAUUCAAGCGGAAAAAAACAAAAUCCUAGAAUGUUGGCACUGCAGUUCAGAUACAAUCGGUUCAAAAGACUUUUGCGACACCACAUUCCAGGAAGAUAAUAUACCAACUGAGAUAUUGAAGGACCGCAGAAUAAGUGUGUCACGCCAUUGCAAUAACACAAUCAAUUCCAUGCAUGAACGCGCUGUUUGCCGUAAAACCGUUGAAAAAAUUAAUGGAGAAACCAUAACCAAGCGUUUUUGUUACUAUACCAACAAAUCGGAUCCAUUGGAUCAUUGUCAAAAGGACCCAACCGAGAGUAGUGUGCAACGAAUAUUCUGUGAGGACUGUGAGACAAAUAAAUGUAAUUCGGCAAAGAAAAUGGGCGUCAUGUUGGGUGGUGUAGUUCUGCCAGUACUCGUUGCCAAAUUGCUUGAACUUUAAAAAGUGCUGCCAAAGCAGUGCUCAAAAUUUAGUUAGUUAGUUUGUUAAUUAAUUGAUUAUUAUGUUCCAUAAGCUACGUUCAAACGGUCAAAGUAAGAACUAAGAAAAAGUGCAAGAAACGUUCAUGUGAGAACCUAAGAUCAUAAUAAAAAUUUCAUAUAUACACACUUAUAUAAAGUCAUAACAGUGAUGCCAGUGCAGUAUUAUUAAUAAAACUAUAUUUAUGUUAAAGAAUUAUAUAAAGAAACAACUGUUAAAUUAUUUAUUAAAGCUGAAGGAAUUUUAUUUUUUUUAACAUUUAACACAGUCUUAAGUUUUGGAGGAGCUUAAAUAUCUUAAAUGGUUGUUAGUUAAUUCGGACUGUUAAACCGAAUAGGCAGCCUGGUCUCAGUUAAAUAUCUUUGAGAUUCGCUUAGUUCUUAGUUAGUACUCUGACCGCAGUCUAAGCUUAGUUCUGAACAAUUUGAAUAAUUUAUUUUAUAUUUCAUAUGUGUGUCUUAUUCCGGUGGUAAAAAAUUGGCCAAUGUAAUUUUAAGUUAUAAUUAGGUUUAU
Molecule: messenger RNA, 1053 nt
Organism: Teleopsis dalmanni
Lineage: Eukaryota; Metazoa; Arthropoda; Insecta; Diptera; Diopsidae
Exons: 3
Coding region: 22-501 (159 amino acids)
Source: RefSeq, a predicted model, not a curated record